UCCGCCGCCGAGCAGCCGGGGCGCCCCGCCGCCAGCAACGCCCCCGGGGCGGGCGGGAGCAGCGCGGAGGAGCAGCGCCGUGCGGCGGCGGAGGAGGAGGAGGAGGAGGCGGCCGCCGCGGGGAGAGGAGGAGGAGGAGGAAAGUUGGUGCGCCCGGCAGCGGACUGCGGAGAGCCGCCGCCGCCCCGGCCCGGAUGUGCCCCCGCCGCCGCCGCCUCCAGCACCGGGAGGGGAAGGACGGAGCGGAGCGCCGCUGGCAGCGGGGAGCCGGCGGCGGGCGGUAACACCUGGAGGAUCUGCGGACUGACGCCGUGCCCUGCUGGAUCUGUGGGGAUUUUGGUGGUGUGCUGUUUUUUUUUUUUUUUUUUUUUGGCUUUUUUUUUUUUUUUUUGGCUGGUUUUUCUUCUCUUCCUCCUCCCCGGGGGCGGGAGCCGCCCGCCCGCACUGCCCGCUGCGAGGUGAGCACCGGAGCGCCCCGUGACGGCGGCCUGGGAGCGCCCAUCCACGCCGCGGGACCUGGUUCGGGAGCCGGCGGUGCCUCUCGCCGAUGCCACUGCCCCAUGGGUGCCUCAAUGGCAGGAUCAUGAAGUGUUUGACUUUUUUUCUUCUGCUUCCAGAGACCUUAAAGAAGUCCAAAAAGAGCGUCAGGUCAAACGGCAAGGCGCCAGGAUGCUCUGAGGCAGUGCCCCUGGCCCUGAAGAAGAAGAUGGCCGCAGAACUUUACCCUGCCAACACCAAUAUCGCCAACAGCAACGCCGCCGCCGCCGCCGCCGGCAGCAAGAAGCCCGCGCUGCAGCUGCAGCAGAGCGCGCAGCCGCCCCCGCCGCCCCAGCUCCAGAACCUCAACAACAACAACUUGGAGAGCGCCAGCUGGCAGUCGUGCCACCCCACGCUGCGCGAGAGGAACGCGCUGAUGUUCAAUAACGAGCUCAUGGCUGACGUCCACUUCAUCGUGGGCCCGCCGGGGGCAUCCAAGAAAGUUCCUGCCCAUAAGUACGUGCUGGCAGUGGGCAGCUCCGUCUUCUACGCUAUGUUUUACGGCGAUCUCGCCGAGGUCAAAUCCGAAAUCCAUAUCCCAGAUGUGGAACCCGCAGCCUUUCUAAUCCUAUUAAAAUACAUGUACAGCGAUGAGAUAGACCUGGAAGCCGACACGGUGCUGGCGACGCUCUAUGCUGCCAAGAAGUACAUCGUGCCGGCCCUGGCGAAGGCGUGCGUCAACUUUCUGGAGACGAGCUUGGAGGCGAAGAACGCGUGCGUCCUGCUGUCCCAGAGCCGGCUCUUCGAGGAGCCAGAGCUGACGCAGCGCUGCUGGGAGGUGAUCGACGCCCAGGCUGAGAUGGCGCUCAAGUCGGAAGGGUUCUGCGAGAUCGACCUGCAGACGCUGGAGAUCAUCGUGACGCGGGAGGCCCUCAACACCAAGGAGGUGGUGGUGUUCGAGGCCGUUCUCAACUGGGCAGAGGCAGAGUGCAAGAGGCAGGGGCUGCCGGUGACGCCGCGCAACAAGAGGAACGUGUUGGGGAAAGCGCUGUACUUGGUGCGGAUCCCCACGAUGACUUUGGAAGAGUUCGCCAACGGGGCGGCCCAGUCUGACAUCCUCACGCUGGAGGAGACGCACAACAUAUUCCUGUGGUACACGGCUGCCAACAAACCCAAACUCGAGUUUCCGCUGACAAAAAGGAAAGGACUGGUGCCGCAGCGCUGCCAUCGCUUUCAGUCGUCCGCGUACCGCAGUAACCAGUGGAGGUACCGGGGGCGGUGCGACAGUAUUCAGUUUGCUGUAGACAAACGGAUAUUUAUAGCGGGACUGGGAUUGUAUGGGUCGAGUUGUGGCAAAGCUGAAUACAGCGUCAAAAUUGAACUGAAGCGCUUAGGAGUUGUCCUUGCUCAGAAUCUGACAAAGUUUACCUCCGACGGCUCCAGUAAUACCUUCUCGGUGUGGUUUGAGCACCCGGUGCAGGUUGAGCAGGACACGUUUUACAAUGUAAGUGCCAUUCUGGACGGCAAUGAGCUCAGUUACUUCGGGCAGGAGGGAAUGACUGAAGUGCAGUGUGGGAAAGUGACCUUCCAGUUCCAGUGCUCCUCAGACAGCACCAACGGGACUGGUGUACAAGGAGGACAAAUUCCUGAGCUCAUUUUCUAUGCAUGAUGCAUUUCACCUUGAUUGUAUUCCAGUACUGCAACGCUGCACAUUAAGGGAUUCUUCGGUUUUACUACAGAACUGUACAGCAGUAUGGAAUGUUACGCUACUUACCUAUCUGCUACAUCAGGCUAUACCCAAUAAGUGAAGGAAUGCUCUUGAAUUUAAUCUUAUUUUAUUUAUUCAUAAGCUAUUUGACUUAAUUAAGACUGCAGUGAGCAGAAAAAUGUUAAAUUUUGCACAUACAGUGCAUUUAUUUUGUAUAUAGAUAACUAACUUGCAGACUGCAGCUGACUCAAACAGAAUGUUCUAAACUAGAGCAGUUUAUGAAUUGGUGAAAUAUAAAACAUUUCUACUUGCCCUAAAUCCUGCGUACUGCCCCUUACUGAUGUUAUGGCUUGUCUGUUAAUUCAGCUACAGUGUAGUUAAUGGGUGGUAACACCACUGGCUGCCUGUCCUCUGCAAGGUGGGAGCAGCGCCGCACAUAGAAAGGCUCCCCCACCUGCAGAGCCCAUCCAUCAGGCAGCCCUCAUUGUCCUUCACCAAGAAGGACAGGAGGAAGGAAGCUCAGAGGUUGGCUGUGGGUCACCUCAGCUGAACAGAAAAAACCUGAGCAUAAGCAGCACUGAUGAAACCUUGUGUCUGUUUGCAUUCUGCUUUUGGCAUCAUGUGUGUUAACCUCCACCCUGCCCAGCAAACAGCAGCAAUAACACUUGCACUGUCAGAAUGCACCAGACUUGAGCAGCCAUUGUCAGGACAGACAGAUAAAGCCUCAUGCAGUCACAAGCUGUAACGCUGACAGCCACUACUUAAAUAUACAUCACAUCUCGCCUGUAGGAGCAGACAGAUUUACAGUACGGUCACUCAAAAUUACUGAGGGAAGCCACCGUAAGGAAAAGCUGCCAGGCCUUUUUUCUCCCUGUGUAGUUUUGGGGCUAUCAGUCAUUUUUAUAGCUAGCAUCCUUCAGUUUUCUCAGAGACUAAGAUAGGUGUAUUCCUCAAGCAUCUGACCACCCUUACAGCUGAACCAAUGGUAGUUCUUACUGUUCUUUAUAAAAGCAUUGUAAUCAUAGAAUGAUCUAAUUUACCAUUUUUUAAGCACAUAACAGGUACCUCUACUUUCAACUUCAAGUUCUGUUUGUUUUUCUUACCUGAGCUGCAUUAUUUUUUUACCUUGAAACUAAACUGUAAUAAAAUUUUGCCUCUUCUCUCAGAAAACAAACAAACAAAAAAAACAGGAAAAGAAAUAAGAGAACUGAAUUAUUGGAAACAAGAUGUCUGUACAGAACAUCAGGCUGUGCUAACUGAUUUACCAACUAAUCCUGCUCACAGCAACAAUGGGAGAUAGCUGUGUCCUGCCUAUAUACUGCUUUCUGGAUACCAUUAUGAUGAUGCACAGUAUGGGAGCUGCUGCUUCUCUUGCUGCAAACUGAAAGAGCAGGAACACAGUUAUGUGACCAGCUAAGUACAUCUGAAGGAGGGUGCAUGUGUUCUUGAGCACAAAGGCAUCUGAUUCUCUCAGUACAGAUUAAGCAGAGUGGGAGUGAUGGUGGGUUAAGAUACAGGGAAAAGAAUUCUACACAGAGGUGGGCAAUAGUCACAAGACCUCUCUAAAAACUCACUUUUUUAUAGCAGGAAUUGGCAUGAAUUCCCUUGGCUCAAAAGCUACAACCUAGACAAGAGCUUUUCACCCUUCUGACACAUAACACUGUGUGCUAUGAUCUGAACACUGAUUUACUAAUUAAAAAGCUAUUCAAAUACCUGGGAAAAAGCUGCAUACUUUGAAAAUGCUGCACUCUGUUUUCCUUCAGGUCACUUGUAUUUCCAGCACUGAACACUGCAAUGGACUGACAGUCUGUUUAGCAAAUGCUUACAAGAUGUUCUUGUGGAGCUGAAGUUUUACAGGCCAAUGCAAACUUGCAGAUAAGCACACAUUUGUCAUGUACCAUCAGUCUAUUGUCUUAAUAUAGCCUAAGCUACUUGCAGAAAAAGCAUCAAAAUUGUAGAAGACGACAGCAUCUACCACCUCUAAGGUCCUACAUAAAGGAGACAGGCCAGUAUUGCUGGAUUGAUUCCAGCUUCAUUUUAAGUUAUCGCUUUAGCAGAUCAGUACUACAGACACAUACAUAACAGAUUCUUCUAAAGAAAUCAUACAAAAAUAUACCCAAAAGUCA
Molecule: messenger RNA, 4311 nt
Organism: Phasianus colchicus (ring-necked pheasant)
Lineage: Eukaryota; Metazoa; Chordata; Aves; Galliformes; Phasianidae
Gene: BTBD6
Product: BTB domain containing 6
Biological process (GO): neurogenesis
Cellular component (GO): cytosol
Molecular function (GO): protein binding
Source: RefSeq, a predicted model, not a curated record